CUAAGUUUUGAAAAAAGAAAAAAAUGAUGGGUUCCAAGGCAUUUUUGUUUCUUGGCAUUUUUUUGGUUACUUUUGCAAUAAUAAGCUCUGAGGUUGUGGCUAAGGAGUUGACUGAGACCUCAAUGAAAUUAGAUGAUGUACACGAUGAUGGAUAUAAUGACAUUGACGGAUAUCCCAGAGAUGAGCAUGAUGAAUAUAACAAUGGAUAUAAAUAUUUUGGUGGCAGAUAUUAUCCUCCACGUGAUGGAUAUAAUUUUCCAGGUAGGGGAUAUAAACCCCCACAUGACGAUUAUAACAACAGAUAUAAAUCUCUUGAUGGUGCAUAUAGCAAUGGAUAUAAGCCUCCAAGUGGUGGAAAUAAACCCCCACGUAGCGGAUACAACCCUCCAAGUGGCGAAUACAACCCUCAACAUGACAAAUAUAAACCUCGGUGUGGUGAAUAUAACCCCCCACAUGGCAAAUAUAAAUCCCCUAGUGAUGAGUAUAAACCUCCAGGUUAUAAACCCCCUAGUGAUGAAUACAAACCUCCAGGUGCACAUGAUAAAUAUAAACCCCCUAUUGAUGAAUACAAACCUCCAAGUGACAAAUAUAUCCCCCCACAUAACAAAUAUAAACCUCCUAGUGACGAAUACAAACCUCCAGGUGACAAAUAUAACCCUCCACAUGACAAAUAUAAAACCCCUAGUGAUGAAUACAAAUCCCCAGGUGACAAAUAUAACCACUCACAUGACAAAUAUAAAUCUCCUAGUGAUGAAUACAAACUUGCAGGUGACAAAUAUAAACCUCCUAGUGACGAAUACAAACCUCCAGGUGACAAAUAUAACCCUCCACAUGACAAAUAUAAACCUCCUAGUGACGAAUACAAACCUCCAAGUGACAAAUAUAACCCUCCACGUGACAAAUAUAAAUCCCCUAGUGACGAAUACAAUCCUCUAGGUGAUAAACAUAACCCUCCAUAUUACAAAUAUAAACCCCCUAGUGAUGAAUACAAACCUCCAGGUGACAAAUAUAAACCUCUUAGUGAUGAAUACAAACCUUCAGGUGGCAAAUAUAACCCUCCACAUUACAAAUAUAAACCCCCUAGUGAUGGAUACAAUCCUUUAGGUGAAGGCCAUGAAUAAGUGAUCGAUUAGCCAAUUGCCUCACAACAAAUCAUCAUGUAAUAUUAUUAAACCGUUAUACGUAGAGGCAAGAUCUAUAAUAGUAAUAGUUUAGCUACUCGAUCUAAAAUCUUGCUAAAUUAAUCGUACUGAAUAAAACAUCAUUGAGUUCAUAUGUAUGGUUGAUCAUGUAAUAUUUUGUUGUAUAAUAUAACACAAUAUA
Molecule: messenger RNA, 1323 nt
Organism: Solanum tuberosum (potato)
Lineage: Eukaryota; Viridiplantae; Streptophyta; Magnoliopsida; Solanales; Solanaceae
Product: DNA-directed RNA polymerase II subunit RPB1-like
Exons: 2
Coding region: 24-1121 (365 amino acids)
Source: RefSeq, a predicted model, not a curated record